AUGGCCGAGUUUGCCACCGCCCCAUGGGUCAACCACGGGUCCGGCAGCAUGACACCCUCACGCUUGCGCUCCUUGUCCCCCAUGCCCAAGGAAGUCACCCGCUCUGUUUCGGUACCCCAACUGCCGAAAUUCACCCAGUCCCAAACCGAAAGCGAUGGCAUGAACACCAUUCCGGACCCACGUGCGGCUACACCACAACCUGCAAUCUCGCGCCAGCACUCAAACGACUCGCAACACCCCGACCUGAGCCAGGAAGUCUCCAUGCUUAGCACGAAGCUCAUCAACGCAAUCAACCACUCGACCAUGCUUGACGACUCGUUGCAGCAGACCAGACACGAGCUGGAGACGGCGCGAGAGCAGCUGGCAGGACUGGAGGCCAAAGUGCAAGAGCAUGAGAAGCAGGUGUCGCGGGGCUUGCUGGUCGAGAAGGUUGUUUACGAUAAGAUGGAGAAGCAACUUGGCAUAGAGCUGCAAGAGGAGCGGAACCGGAGGAUAGCCGCCGAGGCAGCGAAGCGGAAGACGGACAGCGAGGUCGAAGCUCUGACAGCCGCGCUGUUCGAAGAGGCUAAUGUGAUGGUUGCCGCUGCACGCAAAGAGACUGAAGCCUCAGAGAAGCGUGGGGAGCACUUCAAGCAACAGAUCGCCGACGCCGAAGUACUCCAACAUUCCCUCCAGGAGCAACUGCAGGACCUCAAGGGCGUCGUGGAGAAAAUGAGCAUACAUGGGGACGACUCCGAAAGCAAUCCUCUCGGCACGAACACUGCACCUUCCACACCUGGUCUGACUCCAGCCGAUAAGAUGAGCAAACUGUUAGAAGCCGUCAAUCUCACACCGAACACGCCUGGGACAGAAGACUUCAGCCCAGAACACCCGCUGCAUUUUUCGCAUCUCAUUCAUCCUGUUCUACGAUCCGAUCUUGUAGCAUUCCAGGAGUUCCAGGACAUGCUCAAGAUCAGUUCCCGCUCUUCCGCACCGCCCAGUCGGGUAUCCAGCGGGAGCUACGGCAGUUUGAAUGUGCUCGGUCUCGGCUCACUAACGAACCACUCGAGCAGCUCCUUACCAGCAACCGCCAAGUCGCCCACCUCAGUUGGAAACAACUCGCCUCGAGAGUCUUUGACUGGUUUCAGCAUGCCGAACUUGAAGGACGAGAAGUUCUACAAGCGAGCCUUGGUUGAGGAUAUCGAACCCACAUUACGUCUGGACAUUGCGCCUGGGUUAUCAUGGAUGGCUCGACGUACCGUACUCAACAGCAUCACCGCUGGAUCGUUGGUGGUUGAGCCCAACCCUCCGUCAAUAUCACGAUUCCGAAGCCCAGUCUUCCCUUGUUCUCUGUGUGGAGAAACACGGAAGGGCGAACCAUAUGCCCGGAAGUACCGCUUCAAGCCAGCCGACACAGAAGACUCGCAACGCUAUCCGCUUUGUGACUGGUGUCUUGGUCGAGUCCGCGCCACGUGCGACUACAUUGGUUUCUUGCGCAUGGUCGCAGCAGGUCACUGGCGUGCCGAGACGGAGGAUGAGAAGAAGACUGCUUGGGAGGAAAGUGUGCGGUUACGAGAACGCAUGUUCUGGACGCGAAUCGGUGGAGGAGUUGUCCCAUCUUUCAUACCUCUACGAGACAGCCCACGAAGCCCGACAUUUGGCAACAGGACACCAAUCACUGAGGUCACCGAAGCAGAGGAGCGACAAAGUGAGGAAAGCGAAAUGGUUCUCGAACCAGUCGAUAUUUCUGUGGACGGCCCUGUUGCAGACCGCAAGAGCGAAGACGACCCGUUCCAAUCAAAAGACGAAGACAAGGUCAAGCGCGUAUCGAUAGGCAACACCGUCAUCUCGAGUGACCGCGACAGCACGCAGACCCUGACUCAAGACGAGGAGAAAAAGAUUGAACAACAGGCCGAAGAACAAAUCCAUGAUGAAGUCCAGAAGUCGCUGGAGGUGAAGACGGAAACACUAGAGAAACCUCAGUUGCAACGACAGAGGUCCGAUGGUCGAAUCCGCCACCCAAGCUGUCGGUGA
Parastagonospora nodorum SN15 is the source of this 2013-nucleotide messenger RNA. RefSeq lists its product as hypothetical. Gene Ontology annotation, cellular component: cell tip; Golgi to plasma membrane transport vesicle. The record is from RefSeq and is a predicted model, not a curated record. Gene Ontology annotation, molecular function: guanyl-nucleotide exchange factor activity. The coding region runs from base 1 to 2013 and encodes 670 amino acids. The transcript is spliced from 3 exons. Gene Ontology annotation, biological process: exocytosis. NCBI's taxonomy places the organism in Eukaryota, Fungi, Ascomycota, Dothideomycetes, Pleosporales, Phaeosphaeriaceae.